Molecule: messenger RNA, 1431 nt
Organism: Lodderomyces pseudojiufengensis
Lineage: Eukaryota; Fungi; Ascomycota; Pichiomycetes; Serinales; Debaryomycetaceae
Exons: 1
Coding region: 1-1431 (476 amino acids)
Biological process (GO): GPI anchor biosynthetic process
Cellular component (GO): endoplasmic reticulum
Source: RefSeq, a predicted model, not a curated record
AUGACAAUUUCUCCUAAAUUCAAGCUCAUUGUAGACUUGAUCACUGUCAUUACAAUAUUGCUCAAUGGGUUCAUAUAUUUUUAUCCAGACUUAUUAAAUCCUAAGGGUCAAUGUAAUUGGUCUGAUGCUAAAGAUUUGAAACCAAAAUUUCCAAUUUUAAAUAAUAUACCUGAAAAAUUUCUACAACCUUUACUUUUAAAUGUUCGAGAUUUAGCUGAGUCUCAAAAAGUUAAUGAUGAUAUUCAUAUGUUACUUUUUGGAGAUCCACAAAUAAAUGGUAAUUGGCCAAAUACAAAAUAUAUCAAGAGAUUAGAUAAUUAUGGAAAUGAUUAUUAUCUUGGACAUAUUUAUAAUACAAUGUCAAAGAGAUUGAGACCAUCUCAUGUUACUGUUAUGGGAGAUUUAUUUUCAAGUCAAUGGAUUUUAGAUACUGAAUUUUAUAAUAGAACAUUGAGGUAUGUUGAAAGGUUAUUUCCUCAAGAUUAUGAAUAUAAACGAAAUGUGAUUGAAACUCAUAGUAAACAUGAAGAUUAUAAUUGGAAUUUAUGGUUAGAAAAUGAAACGAAAAUGGAUCCUUUGGAUAGAUUCAAUUCUAGGGUGUAUAAUGAUGUAUAUGAUUGGGUUUAUCAAGAUCGAAAAACUCCAAAUUUCGAUAAUCCAUUGUUUAUUAACUUGACAGGAAAUCAUGAUAUUGGAUAUAGUGGAGAUGCAACUUGGCAACAUAUGGCAAGAUUCCAUCAUUUAUUUGGUCAAAAUAAUUUUGUUAUAAAUUACAAUAAGGAAACUGAAAGAUCAUGGAGAAUAGUUGUAUUAGAUUCAUUAACAUUAGAAGGUCCUGCUUUACAAAAUGAAUUUUUAGAAUAUACUUGGUCAUUUUUAAAUCAUUUGGAGAAAUAUGAAAAUCCUACUUUUAAUGGUUCAACCAUUUUAUUAACUCAUAUUCCAAUGUAUAAGAAAGCAGGAUUAUGUAGAGAUGGUCCAGAACAUAAGUAUUAUAAAAAUUAUACAAGAGAACCAUAUAAAGUAGGGUUACUAAGGUCUCAAAAUCAUUUAUCAUAUGAAACAACCCAAAAAGUGAUGAGUAUAGUAUUUACAAAUGUAAACAAGAGCGGUAUAAUACUAACUGGUCAUGAUCAUGAAGGUUGUGACGACUGGUAUAACUAUGUGGAUGGGGAAUGGGUUGCAUCCAAAGAACAAUCUCCAAAAAAUCGUCAAUCGGUGAGAGAAAUAGUUGUUAGGUCGAUGAUGGGAGAUUUCGAUGGUCAAACUGGAAUAUUAACUGGUAAAUUUUUAAAUGAUAAUUGGAGAUUUGAUUUUAGUUAUUGUUCAUUUACUGUUCAACAUUGGUGGUGGGCUAGUAAAAUUAGUAUUUUAAUAACAUUAUUUUUACAAUCAUUGAUAAAAUUACCAUCAUUUUUCGGACUUCAAUAG